Bursaphelenchus okinawaensis is the source of this 2406-nucleotide messenger RNA. Lineage: Eukaryota; Metazoa; Nematoda; Chromadorea; Rhabditida; Aphelenchoididae. The record is from the annotation of a GenBank genome assembly.
AUGGUAAGUUUAAUUUUAGAUAUUAUUUUAAUUUGUUUUAGAUCUUGUAUAAUCAUAAAAGCAUUUUCGCUAUUUUCUUUUUUACUUUUUUAGAUUAAAAUGGACAAAGAUUCGGAUGAGGUUGAAGGUACGAACGCGAGCGACAAUCGCACAAAGAAACGACAAAACGAUUCUGGAAGUUCUACUAUUUGGAAGGUUUUUAACGCUAAGAAGGAAUGUUUGAUAAAUGGUUGUUCGUACGUCAGUAAAGACAAAACCUCGUCCACAAAAGCAAUGUGGGAUCACGUACGAUGUAAACAUAACGAAACUUUUACCAAAUUGAAGGAACAAUGUAACUCACAUGACGAAUUACCAACGAAGAAGCAAUGUUCAGUAAGUUUGUUUUCUUGAAGUUUAAUUUUGUUUUUAGAUUUCAAAUUAUUUAGUAAAAAGAAGGAAUCACGAUUUUCAAACAUCCAGAGACAAUCACUUGGUUAAAACCAUUCUCUCAAUGAGAUGUGCUCUUCGGCAUUUAGAUUCUGACUUUUUACACGUUAUGGCCGAUUCGCACUUUCCAAAUACUAAAAAAUAUGGAAAAGGGCACUUUACGGACAUCGUUAUUCCUCGUAUGGUUGCUGAUAUCAACAGCCUUAUCAGGACUACUAUAGGAAAAGGAAAAUUUACGAUUACUUCAGAUGGUUGGAGCUCUGGAGAGAGAUCUUUUCAAUGGUAAGUUUUCGUGUAAAUUUUACGGUGAACUAAAUUUUACUUAAGCAAGUAUUUCUAUGGAUGUUAUAGAAACUUAAAAUAUUAUAAAAAUUAACUUUAGUUUUUUGUUUUAGUUUGACUCUCCAUACGGUGGACCAACAGUACAAACGAAAAAACUUUGUAAUUGGAUGUAAAAGUUUUGGAACGGAUGUGAAAAUUGGUGCUAACAUCGCCGAAAAGGUAUUGGAAAUAUGUGAAGAUUACGGCUUUGCAAAAAAUCAAAUUUUAUGUAUGGUUAGAGACGAUGCUGCUAAUAUGAAGAAAGCUUCAAAGAUUAUUGAUGUCAAAAGGUAAUAUAUAUACAUGUAUUAAGUUGAUAAUUUUUUAGCUUUCAAUGUGUGUGUCAUUUGUUAAAUUUGGUCGUUUCGCAAGCCAUAAACGCGUCAACUGGAAGCGUCAGUGAAGUGGUUGCCAAAGCUAGAGAGUUCGAAAAACUUUCAAGACAGUUUGAAAACAAAAAUAAGUUCAAGGAAGCGCAUGAAAGGCUUAACGUACCUUUUACAAAGAUUCCACGGGUAAGUUUAAAUUUCAAGUUAAAUAUUACAUAUAUGUUAAAUUUUAUAGAUGACUGUUUCGUUUUCUAAUGUUACAAUGGCUGUAAACGGAUGAAACUAAUCGUUAAUGUUUUCAGGAAAUAGUGACAAGGUGGAACUCGACAUACAUGAUGCUUCAAUCUUUGUUGGCCAAGUUUCAUGUCGUCAUAACAAUGAAAUACAAUAAAUUUCUUCAAAAGGAUCAAAAUCAGCUAUUGGUAAUCGUAAAAAUACUAAAGAAGUUUCAUGAACUUACAGUAAUGUUUUCUGAAGACGAUGCAACAGCAUCUGCUGUUCUGCCAUUAUUAAAUGGACUGGCCGACUAUUUUCAAUUAACGCAUGAAAAAUUAAAAACGUAAGUCGUUUUGCUUAAACUGUCAUUUAAGUUUGAUAUCUGUUGCUAUCCGUUUUUUUAAAUUUUUUCUGUUUUAGGCAAGAAGAAUUCAAAGAUGUUGUUAACUUUAUUGAAGACUUAUGGGAAAGAUUGACAACGAGAAUGGAGAAUAUACAAAAUAAAGAAAUAAUGAUUUCGGCUCAACUAAUUGAUCCACGUUACUCUCAUCAACUAUCCGCUAAUACAGCCAAAAUUGGAGUCAGUUAUAUCAAUAAGAUGUUAAAAGCUGGAGUGGAUAAUGCGACAGAAGAAAACGAACCAAAUUUGGAUGAUCUUGAAGAAGAAAGCCAAAGUUCCCUUGAUUUGUCUUUUUUAGACGAUGAUUUAAUCACUACUCGUCAAAAACACGUAUAUGUUUCUAGUACUCAGGAAGAAACAAUUCAGGUAAUAUUUUAUUAUUUUUUGUUUAGUUGUUAGAUUUAUGUGACACAGAAAUAUGAUGAAUUACAGAGAGAAUACAACGACUUGAGGACCUGUGGGCACGAUGACAAUCCGUACAAAUUUUGGGAAAAGAAUGAGAAGCGAUUUUCUACGCUUGCUGUAGUUGCACGUGAACUCCUCUCAGUACCGCCGUCUUCCGUACCAAGCGAACGAUUCUUUUCCCACACAACUAUGUUAUUUGCAGACCACCUAAAGUCACGACUGUCAAACGAAAUGGCCGAGGAGAUUUUGUUACUGAGAUGUCAAUUGAUACAGCAAAAAGAUGUGAAUUCGGAAAUUUUUCGAUUUUGA